CAGUUGAGCACAACAAGCCACACACAACAAAAAUACUCUCUGUCGCAAAAUGUGGAACGUACGUGCCCCGUUUAACUCGGAUUAUUCGACUAUGAGUCAACAAUUAGAUGAGGCUAGCGAGGAGUGCUCACCUGCCUUAGAUCAACAUUUAAUGCGUACCCAGUUGCUGCUUCUCGAUUACAAGCAGUUCAAGGCGGCACGCAGCAUUCAAAGAUUUUAUCGGGGGUGGCAAGUGCGCCAUUUAAUAGAGAAGCAGCGCCAUGCUGCGAUUGUGAUUCAAAGAUCCUGGCGGAGUUUUACUGCCAUGCGACAUUUUGCACUCAUGGCUCAGAUACAUACGCAGACCACCAUUGUGGACAUGUUCAAUGAUAGCUCUCUGAAGAUUCAAAAAUUAUUUCGUGGCUGGUGGUCGCGUAAAUACAUCAAUAACAUGCUCUAUUUAAAGAAUAUGCAAUUUAAUUGCCUCGAGAAUGUAUUAAACGAUUGUGCACUUAAGCUACAUUCCUUGCAUCGGAGCGCAUUACUGCCAGGAUAUUACGAUUUUUGCGAAGAUCAUCUUCGCACAAAAGUUGAUGCCCUCGUUACGAGUCUGUCCUAUCGAUUAUACAAUCGAUAUAUGGCCAACAAGUAUGCGACGGCCAAAAGUUUCCAAGCACAAAUGCGUCAUCAGUUCUUAGAUUCUGCUUAUUGGACUUCUGUGCCAUAUCCGGGUUUCAGUCACACUUGGAAUAUUGAGACCAAAGUCUAUGGACUUCGUGAAUAUGAUGUCGCACGGGAAUUUACGGCUGAGAGUGAGAUUAAUUAUCGAAAGAAAAACCAACUAAAGUCCACGGAAUCAAAGUUACGCAUACGCAGUGUGCAUUCUAAUGAGAACAGCUUCUGUGCGGAUCUGAUCGCAAGAAUGAAACUCUGGCAUGUUUGUGAAGAGUGCAAACUAUUACGAUCAGAGGACUUGAAAAAGAUUAAUAUUACAGAGAUUCUCGAUCAUAUUAAGAAUCGUUUGGAAGAGCUUAAUUGCAAUUGUCAGCGUGAUAAGCAUUAUAAGAAUCCAUUGCAAUCCUGUAAAUAGCUUAUUGAAACACUCACAAAGUAAAUGUUUGAAUAACAUACAAAAAGAAUAUUACGGAAACUUCG
Molecule: messenger RNA, 1134 nt
Organism: Drosophila grimshawi
Lineage: Eukaryota; Metazoa; Arthropoda; Insecta; Diptera; Drosophilidae
Exons: 4
Coding region: 50-1069 (339 amino acids)
Biological process (GO): establishment of meiotic spindle localization; mitotic cell cycle; spindle organization
Cellular component (GO): spindle pole
Molecular function (GO): protein binding
Source: RefSeq, a predicted model, not a curated record